AUGACGUCGAAUCCCUUCACGGACGAUGCCGACUUCGACAAUGAGAAGCUGGCGGCAUCUUCCAGCUCUUCCACCACCAUGGCCGACUUCUCGUUGGCCCCGCCAGGCAUGUGCCCAGGCAACCUGCCUUGCGUGCUUGGGCCCAACCAGGGAUGCUCUAUCCACAAUCCAGACAAGCUUUCCAUCACCUACAACAAUCGCCUUCCCUCCGACAAGGACAUACCGGGAUACUUCAGGAGCAUCCUCAAGUCACGCUCCAAACAUCGGGUUCCGGCUUCGACAGUCGCUUGGCGGAAAGAGCCCAUCUGGGUUAAGGAUCCCCUGGAGCUUGCGAGCGUGGUCCCCCUCGACUCUCCCCACGAGUCCAUCCCAUAUGCCCUGGCUUACUACCAUCUCGAAUGGGUUCGGACACCGCAAGAGAACUCGACCGAGGAGUCAAGACUCCAAGAGCUGGCAUGUCACGGAACUGGCAUCAACCGUCCAGAGUUGAAGUACACCAUGAUGCCCUUCUACCGUGAAGGAUCGUUCCACCUGCAACAGAGGAUCAGCUUCAGCUUCGGAGUGAAGAAUCGACAUCGUAUCCUGGGGCGUGAGCAUCACGUGCUGUGCGUACUCCCCGAGAACCACUCCACCAAGAUCAGAUGGGAUAGCCAAUUUGGCCAAAGCCACAAGGCGUGGGGUUGCAAGGGAUGCUGCAGCAACAGCGGAGUGACCAUCGAGAUGAUCAAGAACGAGAUUGUCGUGACCAUUGCCAUGUUCAAAGAUCUUGGCAAAGGGUCGGGGCCAUUCGAAAAGGAAUGGAUGGCAGCUCUUCGACCAGAAGUCAACAUGAAACGCAGAAGAGCCGACGCCAUGGGCACAAAGCCGUAUAAGGCGGUUUUGAGCGCUGCACAGGCGAAGAAGACGGCAGAUCUGAACAUGGCAAAUCUGAACAUGGCAGGUACGAUUGCAUCCCAAGUUGCUAGUUGGUAG
This is a messenger RNA of Anthostomella pinea, 972 nucleotides long. The record is from the annotation of a GenBank genome assembly. Lineage: Eukaryota; Fungi; Ascomycota; Sordariomycetes; Xylariales; Xylariaceae.